GUCAUCAGAGUAGACUGGGACAGCGGAGUGUCAGCAGGAAGGCAGUUCGGUCGCGGUCAGACAGGUGAUCAAUGGCGAGAUGAUUUCCGGGAUGACUUUGAUCCCUCUAGAGGGGGCCAGGGCCGAGGCUUAUUGAAAGCACUUGAGAGCG
This is a messenger RNA of Perkinsus marinus ATCC 50983, 151 nucleotides long. RefSeq names its product 20 kd nuclear cap binding protein, putative. The annotation marks the transcript as partial. Gene Ontology annotation, biological process: mRNA cis splicing, via spliceosome. Gene Ontology annotation, cellular component: nuclear cap binding complex. The record is from RefSeq and is a predicted model, not a curated record. The transcript is spliced from 2 exons. Gene Ontology annotation, molecular function: RNA cap binding. NCBI's taxonomy places the organism in Eukaryota, Perkinsozoa, Perkinsida, Perkinsidae.